Molecule: messenger RNA, 2003 nt
Organism: Gigantopelta aegis
Lineage: Eukaryota; Metazoa; Mollusca; Gastropoda; Neomphalida; Peltospiridae
Product: inhibitor of growth protein 3-like
Exons: 11
Coding region: 54-1241 (395 amino acids)
Biological process (GO): regulation of DNA-templated transcription
Cellular component (GO): NuA4 histone acetyltransferase complex
Source: RefSeq, a predicted model, not a curated record
GAAGAGACAAAAGUUAUUUUUAGUAUAGCGACAUAAACCAGAAGAAACACAAGAUGUUGUACUUGGAAGAUUAUUUAGAAAUGAUUGAGAAUCUCCCGAUGGAGAUGAGAGAGCGACUCACCGAAAUGAGAGAAAUGGAUCUCGAAGUGCAGAAUUCACUGGACAGUUUGGAGGAACGGGUGAAAAACUUUUUCAAGAAAUGUAUUUUACCCAAUGUAAAGUCAGACUGGAAAGAUGACACAUUUCACAAAAUAAAACAAGACUACUAUAAAACACUGAGUGAUGCAGAUGAGAAAGUUCAGUUAGCGAAUCACAUCCAUGAUUUGGUGGAUAGGCAUCUACGAAAACUGGAUCAGGAACUUUCCAAGUUUAAAAUGGAAUUGGAAGCUGACAAUGCUGGAAUAACUGAAACAUUAGAGAAGAGAUCCUUGGAAUUGGACAAACCGGUGCCUUUAGCAAAUAAUCAAAGAGCUGAAAAAAGAAAACUUGCACCGACAUCAUCAUUACUGAACAGUCACAGCGUGGACAAACGGCCGACGACAGAGGUUUUGUCGAACAUCGCCACGGAGGCGGCUAAAGAAGUGAUCCGUCGCUCGAACUCAACGGCUAACUCACCCUCCAUGUCGAUGUUCAAUUCCAGCACAACCUCGUCACCCAUCACCUACAAUCUUGGUCAUAUUGGAGCUGGUAGUAAUGCAGCAAUAGCGGCAGCUGCUUCUCAAGCCAUAGCAGCAACUCAACAGAUGCAGCAGGGUCGUAGGACUCCCAGCAUGAAGGCGAGCUAUGACUUGAUGACUCGCACUCCAGCAUCGGCAAAGGAAACUGCGAGUAGUCUGUCCAACCCCGGCACUCCUGACCCUGUACCACGGUCGCAGAGGAGCAAAAAGCAAACUGUGAAAGCCGCUGCAUUAAAUCAGUCAACACCCGCCCCUGUCAUGCCGUCGCAGGCCCCACCCACCCCUGUGCAGCCAGUGAUAUCUGCCCCUUCGACCCCGAUCAUCGAGCUGAUUGAGGAUCAAAACACGGAGCUGCAGAUCGCUGAUGACUGGCAGAGUGACCCGAACGAGCCACGCUACUGCGUGUGUAACCAGGUGUCAUACGGGGACAUGGUCGGAUGUGACAAUGACGAUUGUCCUAUUGAAUGGUUCCACUACGGGUGUGUUGGGCUGUCUCAGGCACCGAAAGGAAAAUGGUUUUGUCCUCAGUGCACUGCGGCCAUGAAGCGACGAGGACGCAGAUAACAGCAAUAUCAAACAUUUUUGAUCAAAACUCACAUUUUGUGUUGUGCUGUAUGUUGAUAAAAGCUCAUUGUAUGUUACAUUUACUGGAUUCGUGUGCAUGAAAUUGAAUGGAUUACAGAAAGCCCUAUGACAAAUAUGGUAUUUCAGCCAUUGGAAAAAGAUCUGGAUGGAAAUGUCAUACGAAACAAUGGGAAAGAGUGGAUAUUGUAACGUAUUAUUUAUUUGCACCCAAAGUAUGUUCUGGCUUGUGAUAACCAUUUUAAAACAGAAGCUGAACUGAUAUUUAAAAUGCUGAAAACUUUCUGCUAUACCUAAAGGUAAUUUGUUACCAUUUCACAGCAAAUCCAAUUGACUUGUAAAAAAUCAUUUUACAUAAAACCAAAAAACAAGCACCUCCCAGGUUUGUAGAACAAGGGCCUAAUUCACUAAACUCUCGCAACUUUGGGAUCUCGCAGUGCAAUGCUAAACAACUUGCGAAGAGGAUACUUUGUUGUCUAGCAGAGCCUAAGAGAGCUUUGUGACUUAGGCCGGCAAGUAAAACAAUAUACUGGAUAAACUUUUGUACAGACCAAGGAUACAAAUUAUUAUCUGGUGCAAGACUUCCAGAAUAUAAUAAUGCAGAAAGUGAUGAGGUGUAAAGUGCGCACUAAAUUAAUUGAAAGUGAAUACUGUAAAUUUGUAUCCAUAUUGCUUGUUGUGAAUGGUUAAAUAUUGUAUGCACUGCUUGCGUGAAAUAAACUGCCUGUUUCUACAAUCAUUAAA